Danio aesculapii is the source of this 2798-nucleotide messenger RNA. It is a transcript of the gene fnbp1l, whose product is annotated as formin binding protein 1-like. Lineage: Eukaryota; Metazoa; Chordata; Actinopteri; Cypriniformes; Danionidae. The coding region runs from base 164 to 1843 and encodes 559 amino acids. Gene Ontology annotation, molecular function: protein binding. Gene Ontology annotation, biological process: signal transduction. The record is from RefSeq and is a predicted model, not a curated record. The transcript is spliced from 15 exons.
CGCAUUGUGUGUGUGUCGGAAAUGGGAAAACCCUGAGCCGUGAGGUUGUCGCUGCUGGCUUCACUGGAGACUAUAGAGAGUUACACGACGGCAGAGAGAGGGAAGAACAAGCAACCCUGGAGUUUUAAGCGGAGGAGACGUUAGUUCUUGGAGUUUUUUCGCCAUGAGCUGGGGAACGGAUCUUUGGGACCAGUUCGAGAAUCUCGACAAACACACGCAGUGGGGCAUCGACUUCCUAGAGCGCUAUGCAAAGUUUGUCAAGGAGCGUCUGGAGAUCGAGCAGGCCUAUGCAAAGCAGCUACGGAGUCUGGUUAAGAAGUAUUGCCCAAAGCGCUCCAAAGACGAUGAGCCCAGGUUCACGUCUUGUCUGUCAUUCUACGCCAUCCUGAACGAGCUGAAUGACUAUGCCGGUCAGCGAGAGGUUGUUGCAGAGGAGAUGGGCCACAAAGUGUAUGGAGAGCUGAUGAGAUACUCACAAGACCUGAAGGGAGAGAGGAAACAUCAUCUUCAGGAGGGACGGAAGGCCCAACAGUAUCUGGACCAGUGCUGGAAACACAUGGACAAUAGUAAAAAGAAGUUUGAACGGGAAUGCAAAGAGGCAGAGAAAUCGCAGAUGAUGUACGAGAGGUUAGACAAUGACAUCAACGCCACAAAGUCAGAAGUUGAAAAGGCAAAGUCCCAGCUGUAUCUGAGACAACACAUGGCGGAGGAGAGCAAGAACGAGUAUGCGGCCCAGUUGCAGAACUUUAAUGGUGAACAGUGGAAACAUUUCAACCAGGCCAUCCCUCAGAUAUUCACUAAUCUUCAAAACAUGGAUGAGCGGCGAACAGUGAAACUCGGUGAGAUGUACCGGAGUUUUGCUGAGGUUGAGCGAAGAGUCGUUCCCAUCGUCUCAAAAUGCCUGGAAGGCAUGGUUACCGCUGCUAAAAAUGUGGACGAGCGAAGGUCACUGAUCCACAAAGCUACAGCAGACCUUAAGGGAUUCUGGAUUGUAGUGGAGUCGUUCAAGUCUGGUUUUGAACCCCCUGGUGAUUUCCCUUUUGAAGACUUCAGUCAGAACAUCCAGCGAACAGGGUCAGACAGUACUAUUGGGACCCCCAAAACAGAGGGAGGCAAACCAGACCCCAAACAUGCAAUCAGCAGGACCAAAAACAAACUCUGGCUCUUUGGAAAGAAACCCAAGGCGCCAACACUAGAGGAUCUUAGCCACCUUCCCCCUGAACAGAGACGCAAAAAACUACAACAGCGAAUCGAUGAGCUGAAUAAAGAACUGCAGAAAGAACAGGACCAAAGAGAUGCUCUCAACAAAAUGAAAGAUGUCUAUGAGAAGAAUCCCCAGAUGGGAGAUCCUGGAAGUCUCCAGCCCAAGAUAUCAGAGACCAUAUGCAACAUGGAGAAACUCCGCUCUGAGAUCCAUAAAAAUGAGAGCUGGUUAGCAGAAGUGGAAGGAAAGCAUGGAUCUCGGAGUGAGCGGCGGUCCAGUGCAGAUGUGAACCAUCACGCUCCGCACGGCAGAGAGAGUCCUGAAGGCAGUUACACAGAUGAUCACAGUCAGGAGCAUCGGUCUCCGCCACAGCCGGACCCUCACGAAUUUGAUGACGAGUUUGAUGACGACGAUCCUCUCCCUGCCAUCGGCCACUGCAAAGCUCUCUACUCUUUUGAUGGAUCUAAUGAAGGCACAUUAGUGAUGAACGAGAACGAGGUGUUAUACGUCAUAGAGGAGGAUAAAGGAGAUGGCUGGACACGGGUUCGGAAAAGUAGCGGAGAGGAGGGUUACGUUCCCACAUCCUACGUGGAGAUCACAAUGGAGAAAAAUAGCAAAGGUGCGGUCACCUACAUAUGACAUCACCCAUGCCUGCCAUGACAUCACACAUGAGGAGCAUGUGUCAGAUUUACCGUGACUCAUCAAGCGCAGCUCGGCUGACUGCCAUAUGAUUUUGUUCACUGUGUGAGCUCAAGGACAAACGCACACACACACACACACACACACACACACACAAUGUCUGAGGUGACUUUACCUUCUCUGCACUGCGGCACAGUGGAUCAAUCUGUAGAGGUGUAGAGAUUUUUAUGACCUUUUUUAAUAAGUGUUUUUAAUCAGUUUUUUUUCAUCAGAGCAAACCUGAACAAAACGCAUUGGGAUUUUUUUAAAUGUCUGUUGUCUGAGAGAUGAUUUGCUCAUUAUAAUAAUAAUAAUAAGAGCCUUUCACACUGCAAUCAGCUCUUAAUUGUUGAGAUUUGUCUUUUUAUGCAUGCUGAAAGUAAAGUACGUUCUACAUAGAGCUCAUUUCCUCCGUCCAGUCAUUUGCUCUGUUUGUUUUGAUGUGCUUCUGACGUUCAGUUCAUGCGGUUUCCAGUUUUUUCACCUUUCUCUGAAGUGUUGAAGGGUUAAACGGCUCCAAAAGGAAACUUCUGUCAUGUACUUACCCUGAUGUUGUUUUUCUUAGGAACACAAAUGCAGAUUUCAUCGAACGAAAACUGACAGCUUUCUGUUUUUAUUUGAAGAUCUCGACCAAAAAUGUUUGUAGAGAUGUCAGAAAAUAAGUCCAUAUGAAUCCAGCUCUCAAGUCUUUUGAAGAGACAUGAUUAAUGAUUUUUUCACAUGUAAACAUUGACCUGAAAGUAUGAACAGAAGUUAAACUAUACCUUAUUGACUCAAUAAUAAACCACAUUGGUUCUAGCUGAAAUUAAAAUGUACAAGAAUGAAUCUUAAUAGCUUCUAGACCUCAAGCAAGCAUAAGUAAGCUUCUGUUGCAUCCCUAUUUGAAUACUGAAAACAUUGUUUGCUGGUUGCCAUU